UCGAUAUUUUAUAUAUAUACUUAUUAUCGAUAGCGAUGGAAAUGUAACCCUAAUUGCUCUUAGUCACUAAGUUGGUCACACUUAAACACCACAAAAAACUUCAUCUGGCAGAAAAGUGAAAAAGAGAAAAUUAAGGGGUUUAUUAAGUGUACCCAGCAAAAUUAGUUUUAAUUCACACCCAACACUAUUGAAGCAUCUCACCUGAACAGCAUCAAAAUGACGUGGGAACCGCAGGCAGAAGGUCUUCAGCAGAUCAUUGCGAUCUUAAAAGAAUCUCAGUCACCGAACACUGCUACUCAAAUGGCAGUCCAAAUCAAACUGGAGGACUUCAACCGAUAUCCAGACUUCAACAAUUAUUUGAUAUAUGUGCUGACCAAACUAAAUACGGAAGACGAACCCACACGCUCACUAAGUGGCUUAAUACUAAAGAACAAUAUUCGUAUGCACGGCAGCAACUUGCAGCCGGAGAUUGUUGAAUACAUCAAACACGAAUGCCUCCAAGCUGUCGGCGAUACUUCUCCACUGAUACGCGCUACCGUUGGCAUUCUGAUCACCACCAUAGCCAGCAAUGGAGGCUUGCAGAAUUGGCCACAGCUUUUGCCAUCGCUGUGCGACAUGCUCGAUAGCCAAGAUUAUAAUGUGUGCGAGGGUGCGUUUAGUGCUCUGCAAAAGAUCUGCGAGGAUUCAGCUGAAAUAUUAGACUCGACUGUGCUAAAUAGGCCACUGAACGUCAUGAUACCCAAGUUCUUGCAGUACUUUAAACAUAACAGCCCCAAGAUACGCUCCCAUGCAAUUGCUUGCAUCAAUCAAUUCAUUAUCAAUCGAUCUCAGGCGCUGAUGCUGCACAUCGAUGCGUUCAUUGAGAAUCUAUUUAAUUUGUCGUCUGAUGAGGAUCACGAGGUGCGCAAGAAUGUUUGCCAUGGUUUAGUCAUGCUGCUCGAAGUGCGAAUGGACAGACUUAUGCCGCAUAUGUCGCAGAUCAUUGAGUAUAUGUUGUUGCGUACUCAAGACUCUGAUGAGGGCGUGGCCCUGGAAGCGUCUGAGUUUUGGUUGUCGCUGGCGGAACAAAGUAUUUGCAAGGACGUGCUAGCACCGUAUUUACAGCAGCUUGCGCCUAUUUUGGUGCGUGGCAUGAGAUACUCAGAGAUCGAUAUAAUAUUGCUUAAGGGCAAUGUAGAGGAGGAUGAUAUGGAGCCGGAUCGCGAGGAGGAUAUACGUCCUCGUUUUCACAAGUCACGUACACACACAAUCAAAAGUGGCGAGGUCAAUCAGGCAUCAGGCGGUGAAGAUGAUGAAGAUGAAUUCGAUGAUGGCUUAGACGAUGAUAGUUCGCUAUCUGAAUGGAAUUUGCGCAAGUGCAGCGCGGCAGCUCUGGAUGUAUUGGCGAAUGUAUUUCGUGAUGAUUGUCUGCCCAUUGUGUUACCUAUACUGAAGGACACGCUGUUUCACCAAGAGUGGGUCGUCAAGGAGAGCGGCGUUCUUGCUCUGGGCGCCAUAGCUGAGGGCUGCAUGCAAGGCAUGAUCCAACAUUUGCCCGAAUUGAUACCAUAUCUGAUUAGCUGCUUGUCCGACAAGAAGGCGCUAGUGCGGUCCAUCACCUGUUGGACUCUGUCCCGCUACGCCAACUGGGUAGUCAAUCAGCCACAUGAUCAAUACCUAAAGCCAUUGAUGGAGGAGUUGCUCAAACGCAUACUGGAUUCAAACAAGCGCGUGCAGGAGGCUGCCUGCUCGGCGUUUGCCACGCUUGAAGAGGAAGCGUGUACCGAACUGGUGCCCUAUUUAGAAUAUAUACUUAAAACCCUUGUUUUCGCCUUUUCCAAGUAUCAGCACAAGAAUCUAUUGAUAUUGUAUGAUGCUGUUGGCACGUUGGCUGACUCUGUUGGUCACCAUUUGAACAAGCCACAAUAUAUUGAUAUAUUAAUGCCGCCACUAAUUGACAAAUGGAAUUUGCUUAAAGACGAUGACAAAGAUCUAUUCCCAUUGCUCGAGUGUCUGUCCAGCAUUGCAACUGCGCUGCAAUCGGGCUUUCUGCCCUAUUGUGAUCCUGUCUAUAGAAGAUGUAUAUCGCUAAUUGAGCAGACAAUUAACCAGGAAAUGCUUUGCAAACAAAAUCACACAUUCGAUCACCCCGACAAGGAGCGCAUGAUUGUGGCGCUGGACUUACUCUCAGGCCUGGCAGAGGGCCUAGACCGACACAUUGAGACGCUGGUAGCCAAUAGUAAUAUAAUGCAUUUGCUUUAUCAGUGCAUGCAGGACAUUCUGCCGGAGGUGCGUCAGUCUUCAUUUGCACUGCUCGGUGAUUUGACCAAGGCCUGUUUCCCACACGUGCAUCCGUUCAUGGCCGAGUUCUUUCCCAUAUUGGGCCAAAAUCUAAAUCCAGAUUUUAUUUCCGUGUGCAACAAUGCAACUUGGGCUAUUGGCGAAAUAUGCAUGAAAUUGGGUGAGGAAACCAAACAGUAUAUACAUCUUGUACUGACCGAUCUCUUCAUCAUCAUAAAUCGUCCGAAUACGCCCAAGACGCUACUGGAGAAUACAGCAAUAACAAUCGGUCGUCUAGGUUAUGUGUGCCCAGUUGAAGUGGCUCCUUAUUUGCCCGAAUUUGUACGACAGUGGUGCACAUCGUUGCGUCACAUACGAGAUAAUGACGAAAAGGACUCGGCCUUCCGUGGCAUGUGCCACAUGAUCACCGUGAAUCCAGCUGGCGUUGUGCCUGAUUUUAUAUUCUUCUGCGAUGCAAUUGCCUCAUGGGUUAAUCCGCCACAGGAUCUGCAUCAGAUGAUACAAAAGAUACUACAUGGCUUCAAGACACAAGUCGGUGAAGAGAAUUGGCGUCGAUUUGUUGAUCAAUUCCCGCCAACUCUGGCCGAACGUUUGGUAACAAUGUACAACAUUUAAGAUGACCUGGCCUCAGCAACAAAAAAUACCACAAACACAUACCACA
This is a messenger RNA of Drosophila hydei, 2941 nucleotides long. RefSeq names its product transportin-1. Gene Ontology annotation, molecular function: small GTPase binding; nuclear import signal receptor activity. Lineage: Eukaryota; Metazoa; Arthropoda; Insecta; Diptera; Drosophilidae. The record is from RefSeq and is a predicted model, not a curated record. The coding region runs from base 217 to 2895 and encodes 892 amino acids. Gene Ontology annotation, biological process: protein import into nucleus. Gene Ontology annotation, cellular component: nucleus; cytoplasm. The transcript has 10 exons.